CGCAGCGGAGUGAGCGUCCUCGCGCGAGGCGUCGCGUCACUGAUCAUUCCCAGGUAUUAUACAUCAUUUACGGAUCCGCCGUCCGCGAUAUGUGCCGUUGUCUGGACAUCCACAGCCAGUCCACCGGCGGCGUUUAACGUCGCCAGACAUACUCCGUGUUUCCCCCUCCGCAGAUGUGCGCUGCCAGAAGAAUAGAGGGCCUGUUCGGUGGAUGAAGGGAUUAAUUAUUGAUCACGAUGAACAGAAAAUCGGGGUUAAUCAUCUCCAGCAUUGCAGGCUGAGGCGUGUGGAUGAGUGUUACUGGAGGACGUGUUUAGGUGAGAUGUGAGAACAAUGAGAGAUGCAUGUUGAAUUGUGCACCUGUAAUCCACGGACAAAAGAGCAGCAGCAGCUUGUUGUUGCAGCGUGAAACAAACCAACAAACCCCGAGCUGGUUUCCCCUCCUGACAUUCUGCUGUUCAAGAUGGGACUAACCUGACCGUACGUCAACACGCUGCUGGAUGUGAGGCCACGCAUGCAGACAAUGCCCAGCUCUCAGGCGCCCGACAUGGGCACAAAUGCCACGGAUGUACCCUGGGAGCCUGGUUUCCCCGGCUCCGACCGAAACCCGAUCUGGUCCUCCACGGUCAACAGCGUGGUUAAGAUGUUGCUCAUAUCUGUCAUUGUGUGCGUGUCCUUAUUCGGGAAUGUGGUGGUUCUGCUGGUGUUCCAGAGGAAGCCUCAUCUCCUUCACGUGGCCAACCGCUUCGUCCUCAACCUCCUGUUGGCCGACCUGCUCCAGACCGUUUUAGUCAUGCCCUUUGCCAUUGCAGCCACUGUGCCGGGUGUGUGGCCCCUGGAUGCCCGACUGUGCCAGGCUCUGGUGGUGCUCAUGCACCUGUUUGCCUUUGCUGGGGUCAACACCAUUAUCGUUGUCUCCGUGGAUCGCUACCUGGCCAUCAUCCACCCGCUGUCCUAUCCCACCCGCAUGACCCCUCACUUGGGCACCAACCUGAUCAUCUGCACUUGGGUGCUCAGUUUCCUGCAGAGCACGCCUCCCCUCUUUGGCUGGGGGGCCAUUGACUUUGACCGUCAUCACAACGUGUGCUCAGUGGUGUGGUCCUCCAGCCUGUCGUACUCGGUCGUGGUGUCCACCUUCUCCUUCUGGCUGCCUGUGCUCAUCAUGCUCGGAUGCUACUGGAUGGUGUUCAGAGCAGCUCGGAGGCAAAACGCACUUGUGCACCCCAUACAGACACAAUCCUACACUCAGCCCUGGCCUCAGGACUUCCAGGGACCCAUCAGUCCACAGCUCCAAGCACAGCCUCAGCCCCAGCAGGCCAGGUCCCCCGAUGGCCCCUACACAGCCAGGGGAUACAGGCACAGACGCUUCCACUACCACUGCAAGGCAGCUCGUGUCGUUUUCGUGAUCAUGGCCUCGUAUAUCCUCAGCAUGGGGCCUUACAGCAUACUUAAUACUAUAUCUAUGAGUGCCAGAGCAGCUGUACCGCCCUGGCUCUCCUCCCUCGCCCUCGUGCUCUUCUUUUUGCAGUGCUGCCUCCACCCGUACAUUUACGGGUACAUGCACCGCAGUGUGAGGAAGGAAUUCCUCGCACUGCUCUGUGGGCUGUUGUGUAAACAAGGCCGUCCCAGCCAGAGCUCGGCCGCGGAGAGCUGCUUCACAACGACAGAGGGCCGUUUCGGCGGCCACUCCCACCUGCCCAGUCUGCCUGCUCGAGUCUUCCCCCUGCGGACGUGGGAAGAGUGCACGACGUCCUCCUCGCCCACUUUUGAGAGGAAGUCAAGGGACAGCCGUAAAGAGACGACCUCCACCAGCGUCAGCUCUGAGAGGGAGCUCACAGUCCACAGCAAACAAAGCACAUGAACCGCACGGAGGACUCAUCGGACGGACCACGUCCAUCACACAGCGUGUUCACACGUACGCUAACAUGCCUCCUUGACAACAGGGUCAUUCAUUCUGAAGUGGCUGGCAUUAGGAAUAGUGGUCUAUAGUGGAUCACCAACAUAAUGUUCAGAACUCUUCCUGAUACACAUGUACAAUAGACUGGCCGUGUGAAAGAAAUCCUCAACAAUGACUUAGUUUUAUUUUGAGAAUCAUAAUUGUUUGAAGCCAUUUUCAAAGUGUCAAAUAAGUCACAAUAUAAGCAGCUGUUAUUUUUGUAUUUUAGUGGUUGGCAUUAUGUUUUGUCUAUCCAUUGUAAUUAUUUUAAAUGUACGUGAGCUACUUUAAUAUAAACUGGGCAUUUAGAUCUAUCAACAUUUUUUAAAAGAUUCAAACUAAUGUAAAACCAUGAAAUGACAUUUAAUUUAGAUUUCACAUCUUUGCCUACAGGUCUGUCCUAAAUGUUAAAUACAGAAAGUAGUGACAAAGUUGUGUUCCAUAACGACGGGCCAUCGAUGUGUCUGAUGAAGCGUUGAUCUGCAGUAUCUGCACAGCAGCUACAUCUCCGUGUGAACCCGCCUGAGGGCACCGGGUGUGCUGCCCUUGUGUUACUAAUGAACUCAGGGUAUGCUUGUGGAUCCAUGUGUAGUCACUGUUGUGUGAACACGUGUGUGUGUGUGUGUGUGUGUGUGUGUGUGUGUGUGUACGUCCCGGUAACUGUUGUAGGUCUCAAAGCGCCUUUGGAGUAACUGAGUAGAAUCAUGAUGUGUCGUGCUCGCCUGUUACAGAAAUCACACGAGCUUCGUAGGCUCUGAGUUUUCUUUAACUUUCACCAACCGGGGUGCAAAUUCUGCAUCUUACUGCAGCGGGCCGCUGUCUAUUUGGACUCAGUAUUUGCUGCCUUUUUAAUGUCCGUAUUUGUUUGAGGAAGCUCAGUAUUUCUAUUGAGAGAAUACAGAGCAUAUAGAGCAGGGUAUGAUACAAAAAUCAAAUUGAAAAAAGUGGACUCCUUGCACCAGUCUUUUAACGUAGGCCGCGAGUUCUUAUGUAACAAAUUUAUUAUAUUCUACUGAACACAUGUAGAUUUGUAAAGAUUCCUCCUGGUGCAGGUUUUGUCAUGGGACCACCUGUGUGCUUCAAGAGGAUGAGUACUCGUGGAAGUGGUACAUGCUUUGCAUGGGAAACUUUUGGGAUGUCGGGGAGAUGAAGUGUUGCCAAAAGAUGUCAUCACAAAAUUACGUGUAUUAUUUGAAAAGUGUUAAGUCCCAAGUUUGUCAAGUUUUUGUAGCAUUUUGAGAAAGAAAAGAGAAAAAAGUAGACAAAUGAGGCAGGACGCUCUCAUUGUUUUAUUCUUGUAAGACGGAUAGCUUUAUGGCAAACUACUCACAAGUCAUCGGACCUGACGGAGCUCUGGUUUAUUAGAAAGGUCACUGUAGAAAUCCAUACAGUAUUAUAAAUGACAAUCAAACUUGUAUAAUAAGUUUGUCUUAGUGUUGCUCUGUAAAAGACAGGAGGGUACAGUACAGUAUGUAAAUAAAGUGUAUCGUCAAAUUAGAAAAAAUAAUAUUUUGUGAUUUUGCAUUAUUUAUGGUUUACCUUAUCCAACAUAAAACAUUCUGUUGUUUAAUAAAGGUGAACUUAUUGUAAUGUGUUUUCUAUUCCACUUGACAUCAGUAUUUUCUAUGAAACGCUUCCUUGAAACUAAGUUCACCACAGGUGUUCAUCAGCAUGUCAGCGUAGAAAUCUAAAUCACGUUUCAAUCCGUAGCUAAAUAAAAAGUUUUCAAAUCUGUCCAAAAAUGAAAUAAUAUUUAAUACAGUUCUUAAUUAGAUUUGUGGUACAAAGUUUUUAAAGUGAAAUUAAAAAAACAAAGUGUGCUCCUACAGCCUGCCAGAAAACUCCUCUGGAGUCACUCAAAGAAAAAGAAGAAAAAAAACAUGCGGCCUUCAUUUUUAAAUCGAUUGCAUUUAUUUUUUUAAAAAGAAAAAGAAAAAACUCUUGAUGUAGUUACAAAGCAAACAGCUUAUUAAAAUAUAAAAGAGGUGCAUCGCAAUGGUGCAUAUGUAUUUAAAAUCAGUAAAAUCAUGAACUGCGUUACGAUAACGACGUGAGAAUCUCUCCUGGGGCCAAACAAAUCCGGCAUGUCAUGAGACGGUCCUUCAUGUGCACCGAUACUUCUAUGACACCGAUGUGCUGCGGAACCAAGUGCACUCUUUCGUUCGAUGCAAACUUAAAUGUAGCCAUCAAAAACCAGAGACUGGACAUGUGUCAUAGUAAUGUCAGUGUUUUAUAUAUAAUUUCUGAACUACAUUACAGGCUGAUAUUUAAGGAUGUAUAGCCCCAUCUUCACCUUAAAAAAAAAAGAAAAA
Molecule: messenger RNA, 4248 nt
Organism: Pseudoliparis swirei
Lineage: Eukaryota; Metazoa; Chordata; Actinopteri; Perciformes; Liparidae
Gene: gpr101
Product: G protein-coupled receptor 101
Exons: 1
Coding region: 515-1861 (448 amino acids)
Biological process (GO): G protein-coupled receptor signaling pathway
Cellular component (GO): membrane
Molecular function (GO): G protein-coupled receptor activity
Source: RefSeq, a predicted model, not a curated record